GGGCUGAAGGUGAUGAGGAUGAUGAGCAGGGAGGAAGAAAAACACCGUCAGUUUAGUUGAAGGAGCUUUCUAACAGCAUUUAUCCGAACAUAUAUACCUGUAUAGUGGUUUAUGCAGGUAUACACACACACAUAUAUACAUACCUGUGUGUAUGUCCCGGUUCAUCUUCACACAGAAAGGAUGAUGGUGAUUUUGGAGGAAGAAAAUACCAUCAGUUUAGUUGAAGGAACAUUCUAACAGCAUUUACCUGAGGAUAUAUACACCUGUAUAGUGGUUUAUGCAGGUAUACACACACACAUCUAUAUACCUGUGCGUGUUUACUGUUUCAUCUUCACCUGGAGAGGAAGAUGAUGGUGAUUUUCGAGGAAGAAAACACCACCAGUUUACAUAAAGGAGGCUUCUAACAGCAUCUAUCUGAACAUAUCUAUAUUUAAAGUACAUGUAUGGUGGUCCUAGCGUAUAAGCAGGUAUACCCGCACACACCUGUGCGUAUUUCCUGGUUCGUCUUCACCUGGAGAGGGUGUUGAUCACCAGGAAGCAGGAACCAUAGGAUCUCUUCUUACAUUCCUCUUCAGAAAAUGCUCCAGGACUCGUUAAAUAGUUUAAAAACAAACUUCACAACAGCACUAGCAGCCCUGCACAGAUAAUAGGAGCCUUUGCAUAUCGACUUCUCGCAUCUUCUGAAACUUAUCAUGGAGCUCAAGGUGUUUAUCGUGGCUUUGGGGCUCUUGUUGGGGAGUUUGGUGGCCGCCAGCUCCCCGGCCGCGAGCAACGGUAAAGAGAGUUCUCAUAGUGGGGUCGGUGAUCACGAAAGCGCUGGUCACGGUAAUCAGUCCCGGAGAGCCUUCCCGGUGUUGUCGUUUGAUUAUGAACACGUUCGACUGCCGUUUGAGAUUUCACUAUGGGUGCUGCUGGCCUCCUUGAUGAAGCUGGGGUUCCACCUGAUCCCCCGCAUUUCCUCCAUCGUACCUGAGAGUUGUCUGCUCAUCGUGGUCGGUCUCCUGAUCGGGGGUCUCAUGAAACUCGUGGGUGAAGUUCCUCCCGUCCUCCGAUCCGACAUCUUCUUUCUCUACCUGCUUCCUCCAAUCAUCCUAGAUGCCGGCUAUUUUCUUCCCAUCCGACCCUUCACUGAAAACCUGGGCACCAUCCUGAUGUUUGCGGUGGUGGGAACGCUCUGGAACUCCUUCUUCAUUGGCGGUUUACUAUACGGUGUGUGUCAACUGGAGGGCGUUCAUCUGGUGCAUGUGGAUCUGCUGUCCUGUUUGCUGUUCGGCUCCAUUAUUUCGGCUGUGGAUCCUGUGGCGGUUCUGGCGGUUUUUGAGGAGAUCCACAUCAACGAGCUGCUCCACAUUCUGGUGUUCGGAGAGUCGCUACUGAACGAUGCCGUCACUGUGGUUCUGUAUCAUCUGUUCGAGGAGUACUCCAGUGUGGGAACCAUCACCAUCACGGACGUGUUUCUGGGAAUCGUGUGUUUUCUGGUGGUGUCGUUGGGUGGAAUCGUGGUCGGCGCCAUCUAUGGCAUCCUGGCAGCCUUUACAUCACGCUUCACCUCACACACACGCGUCAUCGAGCCGCUGUUCGUCUUCGUCUACAGCUACAUGGCUUAUCUGUCCGCUGAGGUGUUUCAUCUGUCUGGCAUCAUGGCGUUAAUCGCAUGUGGUGCCGUCAUGAGACCCUACGUGGAAGCCAACAUUUCCCAUAAAUCUCACACAACCACUAAGUAUUUCUUGAAGAUGUGGAGCAGCGUGAGCGACACACUUAUCUUCAUUUUUUUGGGAGUGUCGACGGUGGCCGGACCGCACCAGUGGAACUGGACCUUCGUCAUUGUCACUUUAAUCCUCUGCCUGGUAGCGAGAGUUCUGGGGAAUGACCAUUCGACCGCUGGUGGACCUGCUGGCAGUCAAGAAGAAACAAGAAACCAAGAGAUCCAUUAAUGAGGAGAUUCACACACAGUUCUUGGACCAUCUGCUCACUGGCAUCGAGGACAUCUGUGGACAUUACGGACAUCACCAUUGGAAGGACAAACUGAACCGCUUCAAUAAGAAGUACGUGAAGAAGUGCCUGAUAGCGGGCGAACGCUCCAAAGAGCCACAACUCAUCGCUUUCUACCACAAGAUGGAGAUGAAGCAGGCCAUCGAGCUGGUUGAGAGCGGAGGCGGGGCCAAACUGCCCUCCGCCCUGCCCUCCACCGUCUCCAUGCAGAACAUUCAGCCUAAGAAGCCUCCUGCUGAUCGCGCUCUGCCGCAGCUCUCUAAGGCUCGAGAGGAGGAGAUACGGAAGAUUCUGCGCACAAACCUCCAGAAAACACGAAUGAGACUGCGCUCCUACAACAGACACACACUGGUGGCCGAUCCGUAUGAGGACGGCUGGAACGACAUCAUCAAGCGCAAGAAAAUGAUAGAGCUGGAGAAGAAGAUAUCGCAGAUGAAUAAUUACCUCACCGUUCCCGCUCCACCUCCUGAUUCGCCAACCAUCUCUCGAGCUCGACUGGCUUCAGAUCCUCAAGCUUGGGGCAUGAAAACCACUACCGAAAGCAUCCCAACCAUAAAAGUGGACCUGGCUUCACCACAGAGCCCAGAAUCAGUCAAUGUAGUGGACGAGUUAAGCAAGAAGGAGAAGCAGCAGAAGCAGAGCAAAGACAAGGAUGAGGAAGGCGGCCUGACCAUGAAAUUGCCAGAGAGAAAGGAGAAAGAAGGAGACGAGGACCCGCCGAAAUGCCUCAUGCGCUGUCUGAGUGACCCGGGACCCGCUCCUGAGGAUGAGGACGAGGACCAGCCCUUCCUCCCCUGAGAGAGAACACACUGUCUGUCUGCGGGAUGAGGAGCGGGAGAAACUACUCUGAAAGUGACAAUGUUGGAAGCCAAAACUGCAGGAAACGGCAGGAAAACCAAAACUGUUUAUGAACCAAAAUAAAGAAGACGAAAGGGAGCGAUCAAAAAUAGCCAUUAUUAUUAUUAUUACUAUUAUUAUUAAUAUUUUUUGCUUGUCAUUUGUUGUGUUAAUUCACCAACGGCCUGUUCACACCAGGGAUGAUAGAUUUAUUAAUUAUAUUUACAGUUGAAGAUAAAAUUACCCGCCCUCUUGUUUUUUUUUUUUUUUUUUCAUCCCAAAUAUUUUUUUUUCACAGAUUUCUUUAUUUUUCUUUAUUUCAGAUAGAAUAAAAAACGUUUUAGCAGUUUAAAAGCCAAUUUAAGGUCAAUAUUAACCAAUAUAUUUUUCAAUUGUUCACAGAACAAACCACUGUUAUACAAUGACUUGCCUAAUUAACCUAGUUAAGCCUUUAAAUGUCACUUUAAGCUGAAUACUGGUUUCUUGAAAAAUAUAUGAGUGUCAUUAUAGUGAUAACUAUAUUAGAUGAUAAAUAUACUUUUAUAAUUAUUAUUUCAUCACUAAUGGACAGAAAAUACCCUUAAUUUAAAAAAAUGAAAUAAAUAUGAGACCCUGUCAAAAGUAUGAGAUAAAAAGCUAUAAUUAUGAUAUUUUAAGACACAUGCAUUAUUAAAAGUCCAUCUAAAUUACAAGAUAAAGAAAUUAAAUUAGGUAUAAAAAGUGUAAGAGUUUAAACAGAGAUAAAACAUCAAAAUCAUGACACAGUGGAUAUUGUAAAAAGACGAAUGAGCAUGUAAUAGAACUACAAUAUAUAAUAUUAAUAUUAAACAUUAUUGUGCAUAUAAUUAUAAUUAGUGAUGUAGUUAUCAUUAUAUUUAAAGUAAAUUAAAUCAUAAAUAACCUUGGUUAAUAAUACUUAAUCCUCAAUUAUGCCAAAAAAUACCAAAAAUAAAUAAAGUAUGAUAAUAAAAGCAAUAGUAAUGACAUGCUAAGACACGUGUGUAAUUAAAAAUCAGUCUAAAUAAUGAGAUAAAAUAUCAUAAUCAUGACAACAACAAAUUAAUAUUGUCAAAAUAAAUAUAUAAAUAAAAGCAUGAGCAUUUAAAGUGACAGACAGCAAACUGCAUUUAUGAUACAUCAAAACAGUUAUUGUGUUAUUGCUUCGAAUGCUAAUAUAGUUAUCGUUAUAGGUAUCAUUCUUGGUGUGAACAGCUCUUAGCACUGUGUUCUUACCAGACAUGAUGCGAUUCAAAUACUUUAUUUCCGACAACAAAGCGAUGAAUUAGCUCGAAUAAUUUAUUAAACAUCAGGUUUACUAGUAUUUUCAGGUCUGGUUUGAACACGAGUCAGUGAAGUAGAUGUUGCCGCUCCAGCAUUUACCGUGGAAUAAUAAUAAUAAUAUUCCACACGAGGAGAACAGAUCUAUGCAUUCAAAAUAGUCGAACUGUUCAGUCUCACUAUAUUCAGGUGAAUAUACUGUAUGCCUUUUUAUUUUCACAUCUAGCUCUUUUGUGUUCGUUUACAUCAGUUGCCUUUGUUUUUGUGACGUGUUGUGUUUUAUUCAAACCCCGGCUCAGUGGAAGUAUGUGCUCGGGGCUGUGUUUUUGAGAACCAAGAAAAAUAUGUACCCUGGUCUACGUCUGCUUGCAGUUUACACUAAUCCAUUAGAGGGCGUCGUGUAGAAUUUUUUUGACAAUCUCAAAUAUGUUACUGGUGCAUGUUUUAUUUAUGUUUCAUUUCUCGUAAGUCCACUGUUUACAUUUUUUUCGACGAUUUCAAAUAUAUACGGGGGCACGUUUCUCAUGCGUGCCAUUUCUCGAGAAUCCACCAGAGGGCGCUCUGUACAUUUUUUUGAUUUCUUUCAAAUGUGUUACUGGGAAACGUUGUCUUGUACGUGCAAUUUCUCGUAAUUCCACCAGAGGGUGCUGUGUAACGUUUUUUGCUGUCAAAUGCUACACUGGGGCACGUUUUCUCAUAUAUCAUUACUCGUGAAUCCACCUGAGUGUGCUGUGUAAAAUUUUUUUGACGAUUUAAAAUACGUUACUGGGGCACAUUUUCAUAUACAUGUAAUUUCUCGUAAAUCCACCAGAAGGCGCUGUGUAAUUUUUUUUUUUUUUAUCUCAAAUAUGUUACUGGGGCACUUUUCUCAUACGUGUCAUUUCUUGUAAAUCCACCAGAGGGCGAUGUGAACAUUUUUUUUUUUUUACUAUUUCAAAUGCAUUACAGGGACAAGUUUUCUCAUACAUGUAAUUUCUCGUAAAAAAUCCACCAGAGUUCGCUGUGUACAUUUUUUAAAAAAAUUUCAAAUACGUUAGCAUCCACCAGAGGGUGCUUUUUUGGGUUUCGAUUUACCUGGAACCGUUCUUAACUGUACUCGAACCCUGGUGCACUAUGCGCCCCAAGUCUAAUUAUUUUUGUAGUUAUCAUUAUAGAGUAUUAAAUAAUAAAUGACCAUAAUAAACAGUUAGUGAUGACAUGAUAAUUAUAAAUAGCCUUAAUUAGGACUUUAAAAACUACAAUAAAUAAUAUAAUAUAAUAAUAUCAAUAAUAAAUAAUUAAUAGCGAAAUUGCAAGACAUUUUUUUUUCUUUUUUUUUAAUUUAUGAUAUGGAAAAAAAAAUGAUAUUAUCGGAAGUCAAAAGCAUGGGCAUUUAAAACUGCAACAUGCUUAUGAUCAACGUGGCAUUACUGUACAUGAGUCUGGGUUCUUGUAUAGUUAUUUUUAUACUUUUAAAUAUAAUGAUAACUAUACUAGAUGAUAAAUAUACUAUACUUAUAAUUAUCAUUUCAUCACUAACAUUGAUAAAUGAGAUAAAUUAGGUCUUCUCGACCUCAUGUGCUUUUUUUUUUUUUUAUCUGGAACCAUUCGUCAUUGUACUCGAACCCCGGUGCACUCUGUGUCUCUCUUUUAAUUAUUUCUAUAGUAUAUUAAAUAUGUUAUUAUAUAUUCUCAUUAUUGUGUAUUAAAUGAUAAAUUACCAUAAUUAUAAAUUAACCAUGACAUAAUUGUAAAGAGCCUUAAUCACGACUUUAAAAAAUGCAAUUAAAUAAUAUAAAGUCACUGGAAAUUAAUAGGCAAUUUUAUUUUAACCGUUUAAAUUAGAAGAUAAAAAAAUUAAUAUUAAAGUCAAAAGCGUCAGCAUUUAAAGUGACGGAAAACAAAAUCCCUAUAUGCUUAUAUUAAACGACGUUGUGCAUUAGUUUGGUUACUAAUAUAGCUAUUUUAUACUAUAACAAUAAGUGUAUUAGAUGAUAAAUAACAAUACUUGUAAUCAUUAUUUUAUGACUAAUCGAUAAAGUAGCUUUAAUUUCAUCACCACUUUAAAUAAAUUACAUAAAUAAAUGAGAUCUUCUACCUUGACCUCAUGUGCUUUUAUUGAAUUUCGUUUAACCAUUCUUUACUCGAACUCUGGUGCAUUGUCCCAAAUCUAGCAUCGUAGCAUUCGUUUUACACUAAAAAAAUGCAACCCUGAUGCACUCUGCGUCCCUAAUCUAGCAUUGUGACAUUUGUUUCACACAUAAAUUGCAACCCUGGUGCACUCAGUGUCUCAAAUCUAGCAUCGUAGCAUUCGUUUUGCACACAAAAUGCAGACGUAUAUACCCAUGAGCACAUUUUUCUUGGUUCUCAAAUGUGUAGGCCUGUGCACAUUUUCCCCAAUGAGCCAGUGUUGGUUUAGUUUGACUCGUUUAUCAAAAGCAAUAUCAAACCGGUAACAUGAUGGCCUUUCUUAUAUUUAUUAGUCAGAUGGUAUGUAUUUACACUGGCUUAUUAUUAUUAUUAUUAUUAUUCCAUUGACACCCAAUUGACCCAUAGAGGACCAUUCAUAUAUAUUCAAUAACGCACAGAACG
Molecule: messenger RNA, 6678 nt
Organism: Danio rerio (zebrafish)
Lineage: Eukaryota; Metazoa; Chordata; Actinopteri; Cypriniformes; Danionidae
Source: RefSeq, a predicted model, not a curated record